AUGAUUAUCGUGUUGUACGGUAAUGAAUACAAUGGUGGUUACGCCGAUAACGUCAAUCCGGAUCUAAGUCUAGAAUUCAUGGAUGAAAGGGCGAGACCAUCAUAUUGCUCAGAUAAACACUGGAACGUCGAUGAAUCUGAUGUGGAUUGUGGUGGUCCUACUUGUCCAGCAGGAUGCGAUCGCAACCAGAAAUAUAUAUCAAGCACAGAUUGUAUGAACAUGACAUGUGAUCUAUCGUUGCAUAUCUGUAAAAAUUGGAUAAUGUCUGGCAAGAUGAAUGUCGGGCAACUGUUUCACAUAGCAACGUUACUACUAAAUGGAAAUGUAUUAGUUACUGGCGGAUCACAACAAGAUUUUGGGUUUCUUGUUGCAGCUAAAGCUGAAUUAUAUGAUCCAGUAAUUGAAAAUUGGACGAUUGUUGACUCGAUGAAUGUUGCAAGAAUAUUUCACAAAGCAACUUUGUUAGCAGAUGGUAGUGAUGAAAGUGCUGCUGAACCUGAUGGUAAAAGUUAUCUUGAAUGUUUUGGCCAAAGUACUCACAUGUUCAAGUUAAUGAUAUUCAUAUAA
This is a messenger RNA of Adineta ricciae, 567 nucleotides long. NCBI's taxonomy places the organism in Eukaryota, Metazoa, Rotifera, Eurotatoria, Adinetida, Adinetidae. The record is from the annotation of a GenBank genome assembly.